UAUCCGGGAGAGGCUGUGGAGGAUUACAUGAGGUGGUACAGCGCUGUGUCCCAUCGGUUCAUCAUCCCUGAUGAUAGGAGGGAGGAGUUCAGUGCGGUGACUGUUAUGCGUCGGGCCGUGGACUUGUUGGAACAGUCACUCGAGGUGCCAGAUGCUCCUGCAGUGGGCACGCAUUCCCGAUCCCUCACUGAGAGGGCGCUGGAUCUUAUUAGAUCUAGUGCCUUCAUCGGUACCCAGGAAGUAGCCUUUGCUGCUGUCCGAGGAGUUGUAGCUGCAGGAGGCAGAGGUCGUGGAGGUAGAGCGCGUGGAGGCAGAGCCCGUGGAGGCAGAGCCCGUGGAGAUGGUGCACCUGCAGAGGGCGCUCGUGGAGGCAGAGCUCGUGGACCUAGAGGUCGUAGGGGGGGCGGUAGGGGUCGUGGCGAGUGA
Molecule: messenger RNA, 426 nt
Organism: Lotus japonicus
Lineage: Eukaryota; Viridiplantae; Streptophyta; Magnoliopsida; Fabales; Fabaceae
Exons: 2
Coding region: 28-426 (132 amino acids)
Source: RefSeq, a predicted model, not a curated record